Messenger RNA from Tilletiopsis washingtonensis, 3716 nucleotides. Its product is annotated as antiviral helicase. Gene Ontology annotation, molecular function: RNA binding; RNA helicase activity; ATP binding. The transcript has 20 exons. Bases 95 to 3487 code for a protein of 1130 amino acids. The record is from RefSeq and is a predicted model, not a curated record. Gene Ontology annotation, biological process: nuclear-transcribed mRNA catabolic process, 3'-5' exonucleolytic nonsense-mediated decay. Lineage: Eukaryota; Fungi; Basidiomycota; Exobasidiomycetes; Entylomatales. Gene Ontology annotation, cellular component: Ski complex.
CGGCGACAUCGUCGGCGCCCAGGAGGUGCGCGUGCGGCGCGCCGCUGCCACCCGCCGCGGCCGCGAGUUCGUGCGCGGGCGCGUCGGCAGCAGCAUGUUUGCGCCCGGCGGCCUCGACGAGGUGCUCAAGGGCGACGGCGCCGGCGACGACGACGCCGAGGAGGAGGAGGAGCGUGGCCUACGUAUCUGCGCUUCUGGCCUGUCGCGUGGAUUCCGCUCGCGGGCACAGCGCGAGGCCGAGUCGAGUGAGGCCGCGCUGGAGCUCGACGACGACGACGAGGUGCCCGAGCUGGACUUCACACCGGACGCACAUCUUAAGAUCCUCUCGCGCGAGGUAAAGCCGCGGGCGCCCUUCUAUCGUGCAGCAGUCCAGCCUAGCGACGCUGCCAAGGAGUCAACCUCCUCAGCCGUGCAUGAUGCCGAGCUGGACGAGCUGCUGCCGGCGGCGCCGCCGGGAGCCAACCUCGGGCUGGGUGCGUCGCGGGCCGCGCGCCGGCGCCUCGAGAGCAAGCGCGACUGGGCGCACGUUGUCGACGUCAACGCGACGAUGGGCGACUUCCACAAGCUGGUGCCUGACAUGGCGCACAAGUUCCCCUUUGAGCUCGAUCCGUUCCAGAAAGAGGCCGUCUACCACCUGGAGCAGCGCGACUCGGUCUUUGUUGCGGCGCACACGUCGGCCGGCAAGACGGUUGUGGCCGAGUACGCCAUCGCCCUCGCACAGAAGCACAUGACCCGCUGCAUCUACACAUCGCCCAUCAAGGCGCUGUCCAACCAGAAGUUCCGCGACUUCAAGCAGACGUUUGGCGCGCAGAACGUCGGCAUCCUGACUGGCGACGUGCAGAUCAACCCCGAGGCGCCGUGCCUGAUCAUGACGACGGAGAUUCUGCGCAGCAUGCUGUACCGCGGCGCCGAUCUCAUUCGCGACGUCGAGUUUGUCAUUUUCGACGAGGUGCACUACGUCAACGACCAGGAGCGCGGAGUGGUCUGGGAGGAGGUCAUCAUCCUCUGCCCGCAGCACAUCAACCUCAUCCUGCUCUCCGCGACCGUGCCGAACACAAAAGAAUUCGCCGACUGGGUCGGCCGCACGAAGAAGAAGGACAUCUACGUGAUCAGCACGCCGAAGCGUCCCGUGCCGCUCGAGCACUUCCUCUACGCCGGCAAGGAGCUGCACAAGAUCGUCGAUACGCGUGGCCAGUUCCUCGGCAGCGGCGUCCGCGCUGCCACCGAGGCGCUGCGCCGCAAGCAGGACAAGGAGCGCGAGGCGGCCGGCCUGGCGCCGAUCGGGCGAGGCGGUGCCGCCGGAGGGCGCGGCGGCGCAGGGCGCGGAGGGCCGCAAGGCGCAGGCCGAGGUGCGCCACGCGGAGCAAGAGGCGGAGCACGCAGUGGUGCGCCUGCCCUUCGAGGCCGCGGAGGCGGCGGCAGCGCAGCCGGAGGCAACAGCCGGCCGGGAUUCGGCGGCGACAAGAGCCUCUGGAUCAACCUCGUGAACCUGCUGCGCAAGCGCGACCUGCUGCCCGUCGUCGUCUUCGUAUUCUCGAAGCGGCGCUGCGAGGAAUACGCCAGCUCGAUGCCGAACACGGACCUCUGCAAUGCACGCGAGAAGAGCGAGGUGCACAUCCUGAUCGAGAAGAGCCUGACUCGCCUGAAGGGCUCGGACAAGAGCCUGCCGCAGAUUGCGCGCAUGCGCGAGCUGCUCGCACGCGGCAUAGGUGUGCACCACGGCGGCCUGCUGCCGAUCGUGAAGGAGGUCGUCGAGAUGCUGUUUCAGCGCGGACUCGUCAAGGUGCUCUUCGCGACCGAGACGUUCGCCAUGGGCGUCAACAUGCCGGCGCGGUCCGUCGUCUUCUCUGGCAUCCGGAAGCACGACGGACAUGGCUUCCGCGAGCUGCUCGCUGGAGAGUACACGCAAAUGUCGGGCCGAGCCGGCCGUCGCGGCCUGGAUCCUACGGGCGUGGUCAUCAUCAACGCCAACGAGGACGUGCCGGAUACGGGCAUCUUGAACAAGAUGCUUCUUGGCCAGGCGACGAAGCUGUCGAGCCAGUUCCGCCUGACGUACAACAUGAUCCUCAACCUGCUGCGCGUCGAGGCGCUCAAGGUCGAGGAGAUGAUCAAGCGCUCCUUUUCCGAGAAUGCGUCGCAACGCCUGCUGCCCGACCAGCAGCGGAAGGUCAAGGAGGUCGAGCGACAGCUUGCGCGCCUGCCUGCUGUGCCUCCGGAGCGGGAGGAAGACAUCAGCCGCUACUACGACCUUGCCCACGCCGCCGUGGCCUCGAAUCAAGGCAUGCUUGAGGUCGCCCUCGCGCAGCCACAGGGCUCGAAGAUGCUUGCCGCCGGCCGAGUCCUUGUGCUGCGUGACGAGCACUUUGACUUUGACGUGGCCGUCGUGGUGCGCUCCGUCGCCGACGGCCUCUUCCUCGUCCUUGCUGCAGUCUCGCCUGAGCGCAAGGCGGGCACGCUGGACGUUGAGUCUGGCAAGGUCACUCCGCUGUGGCCCGCGACGCUGCGCGAUCGCCCCGCAACGGGCCUGGUCUACGACCUGCGGGAGGUGCCGCUGAGCUCAAUUGUGCUACUCACGCCGCAUCUGCUGAAGAUCGAGACGAGCAUGAUCAUGGCGCACCGCAUCUCGGCCAUGCAGCGCACGGCCGACAUGCUGGCGCCGCUCGUGGCCGAAAUGGGCGCCGCCGAUGCCGUUCCCGAGGUUGACUGGUCGCGCCUGCGCCGUCUGGAAUUCCAGGAGGCGCUGCGCUCGCGCGACGGCUAUGCGUCACGUCUGGCUCAGCACACUGCCUGCACGACACACGAGAGCUUCGCGAGCGAGUACGCAAUGAUGCACGCGCGCAAGGCGCUUGGGACACGCAUCAAGGCGCUCAACCUGUCGAUCUCCGACCAGAACCUGGACCUGCUGCCCGACUACCAGCAGCGCAUUGCCGUGCUCAAGACGCUGCGCUUCGUCGACCCCGUCUCAGAGGCAGUGCUGCUCAAGGGACGCGUCGCCUGCGAGAUCAACUCGGCCGACGAGCUCCUGUUGACGGAGCUGAUCCUCGACAACUUCUUCAAUGCGCUCACGCCGCAGGAGAGCGUGGCGCUGCUCAGCGUCUUCAUCUUCCAGGAGAAGACGGACAUGCAGCCCGAGCUGCUCCCGCGUCUCGCAGAGGGCUACGCCACCAUCAUCGCCACGUCGGAGCGAGUCAGCGCCGUGCAGGCGGCCCACCACCUCAACCACACCGACUUUGAGACGGCGCUCAAGACGGGCCUCGUCGAGGUCGUGUUUGAGUGGGCCAGCGGCAUGCCCUUCAGCAAGAUCACCGACCUCACCGACGUGGCCGAGGGCACGAUUGUGCGCUGCAUCACGCGCCUCGACGAGACGUGCCGCGAGGUGCGCGACGCGGCGCGGGUCAUUGGCGACGCCGACCUGUUCCAGAAGAUGGAGGCGGCGCAGGAGUGCAUCCGGCGCGACAUCAUCGCGUGCGCCAGCCUGUACGUGUAGCCGGCAGCAAUCGAGCCAAUGCCGCAUGCUCGCCACUGGCCUGAACCUGCCGCGUGCCGCAUUCUGCUGUACGCGCGGUGGCCGCUUUGCUUGGAACGAGCAUAAUAUGGUCAGUGUGUUGCGGGAUGGACGUGUGAAGGAAGAGCUGCUCGCCGGGCAACAUGCUCGGGUCGGUGAUUCGAGGCGACGCGGGGCCGUCGCACGGUCGCGCUGUGUGUGCUCCGCACAC